Candoia aspera is the source of this 2826-nucleotide messenger RNA. It is a transcript of the gene KATNB1, whose product is annotated as katanin regulatory subunit B1. Gene Ontology annotation, molecular function: microtubule binding. NCBI's taxonomy places the organism in Eukaryota, Metazoa, Chordata, Lepidosauria, Squamata, Candoiidae. Bases 240 to 2213 code for a protein of 657 amino acids. The record is from RefSeq and is a predicted model, not a curated record. The transcript is spliced from 20 exons. Gene Ontology annotation, cellular component: katanin complex. Gene Ontology annotation, biological process: microtubule severing; microtubule depolymerization.
GCAGCGGCCAAUCGGGGCGCGGGAUGGGCCGAGGGCGCCCGGAGCCGUUCACCACCGAAGCGCCGCGACGCCGCCAGACCGCCCUCCACGCGCCGGGAAGAAAGACCGAGGCGGAGGCGCGGAGGGUUCCCGGCUAGCGUGGCUGCUGCAACUCCGCCGGAAGCAGAACCGGGGAUCUGGGGGGUUCAGCCCCCGUGCAGCUGCAGAAGGAAGGGCCCGUUCAGGAGGGAGAGCCGGCGAUGGCAGCCGCAGUGACCACCAAGACGGCUUGGAAGCUGCAGGAGAUCAUUGCUCACAGCAGCAACGUUUCUUCCCUUGUCCUGGGUAAAAGUUCAGGCCGCCUCCUGGCAACUGGUGGAGAUGAUUGUCGGGUUAAUAUCUGGUCAGUUAACAAGCCAAACUGCAUUAUGAGUCUAACCGGUCACACGACGCCAGUGGAGAGCGUGAAGAUUAAUACCAACGAAGAGCUCAUUGUUGCAGGAUCUCAGUCAGGUUCCAUUCGGAUCUGGGACUUGGAAGCUGCCAAAAUUCUCCGUACAUUAAUGGGCCAUAAAGCAAAUAUUUGCAGCCUAGAUUUCCAUCCUUAUGGAGGUUUUGUAGCUUCAGGGUCCAUGGACACCAACAUUAAGCUUUGGGAUGUAAGAAGAAAAGGUUGUGUCUUCAGGUACAAGGGCCAUGCCCGAGCAGUUAGGUGUCUCCGGUUCAGCCCUGAUGGGAAAUGGCUGGCAUCUUCCUCUGAUGAUCACACAGUGAAGCUGUGGGACCUGGCUGCUGGGAAGAUCAUGUUUGAGUUCACAGGACAUACUGGGCCAGUCAACGUCAUUGAAUUCCACCCCAAUGAGUACCUUUUGGCCUCAGGUAGCAACGACAGGACAGUCAGAUUCUGGGACUUGGAGAAGUUCCAGACAGUGAGCUGCAUUGAGGAGGAGGCCACGCCUGUUAGGUGUGUGCUCUUUAACCCUGACGGCUGCUGCUUGUAUGCCGGUAGCCAGGACGCCCUGCGAGUGUACGGCUGGGAGCCCGAGCGGUGCUUUGAAGUGGUCUUGGUGAAUUGGGGCAAAGUGGCUGAUUUGUCUAUCUGCAACAGUCAGUUGAUCGGCGUUUCUUUCACCCAAAGCACCGUCUCUUCAUACGUUGUGGACCUCAGCAGAAUCACAAAGUGUGGGUCUGGACUCCAUGGGCUAGUCAGAGAUGACAAGCCUCUGGCUCAGCCCCCAUCUGCGGGCCCCUCCCUGCGACGCAUCUAUGAAAGGCCGGCAACCACCUGCAGCAAGCCCCAGCGAGUGAAACACAACCCGGAGAGCGAGCGACGCAGUCCGAGCAGUGAGGACGACCGGGAAGAGAGGGAGUCCGCUGCAGAGAUCCAGAACUUAGAGGAUUACAAAGAGAUCUUCCAGCCUAAGAACUCCAUUACACGGACUCCACCCAGCAAGAGUGAGCCUUUCCCUGCACCUCCAGAAGAUGAGGCCACACUUGCCAAAGAGGCUGCAAGGUCCAGUCAAGCAGCAGACACCGAGUCCCCGUUGCCCCGCCAAGAGAGUGCAGACCCUGUUCAGAGGCAGCCCAUAGCUGCUUCGACACCAAUAACCAGGGUGGAGCCCUCGGUGAUCCCGGCUGCCAGGAAUGAGCCUAUUGGGCUGAAGGCCUCUGACUUCUUGCCGGCCGUGAAGAACCAAGGCCUGACGGAAAUUGUAGAUGAGGAGGCCAUGUCUCAGAUCCGGAAGGGCCACGAGACAAUGUGUGUGGUGCUAACCAGUCGCCAUAAGAAUUUGGACACAGUGAGGGCUGUGUGGAGCACUGGGGACAUCAAGACUUCAGUGGACUCUGCUGUGGCCAUCAAUGACCUCUCGGUAGUUGUUGACCUUCUGAACAUUGUAAACCAAAAGGCAUCUCUUUGGAAAUUGGAUCUGUGCACAGUUGUCUUGCCGCAGAUAGAAAAGCUUCUGCAAAGCAAAUAUGAAAGUUAUGUUCAGACAGGCUGCGCAUCCCUGAAGCUAAUUCUGCAAAGGUUUCUGCCACUAAUCACGGACAUCCUUGCCGCACCCCCGUCUGUGGGAGUGGACAUCUCCCGAGAGGAGAGGCUCCAAAAGUGCCGCGUGUGCUACAAGCAACUGAAAACCAUCAGCGCGUUCAUCAAGAACAGGUCUGGCCUCAGUGGCCGCCAUGGCAGUGCCUUCCGGGAGCUGCACCUCCUGAUGGCCGUCCUCGAGUGACUGCCGCUGCAUCAUCCGCCUGCCCUCAGCUGUGGCCAGGGAGAUGCUUUCGCCUGUUGCUUUGCCCUCCAACCCGGUUCAGCUUUGGAGAUUCUCUCUGGGGUCCGUCUUCUUGUACCUUCCCCAGAGGUAGGGGCUGCCAGACUGCACCAAGUCCAGUGCCUUACAGGCCACAUGUCAAACCAGACUUUCCUGCUGUGGCAUCUCCUUCCUGCACCUACAAAGCUGCCUUUUCAGGUAGAGAGCUGAGGAUGCACAGGCCCGGUCCACUUCUGGCCAAAAGGCUUUCGUUGCUCAGCUUCUCCUCUUCCUGCCAGCCAAUAAUGGUGGUAAACUCUUGACUUGUGUCCUUUCCAACCAUCUUGGAUUGGGUGGGACUGGAGUAGGGUCACUUGUAUCUGUGAUGCAGCUGCACUGGGUCCUUUCCGUUUGCCUUUUGGCCUGCAGAACUUGAGCCAUGUUUUUCUGGUAAGAUGGGUCCAUCGCUGGCUUUUUCCCCUGUGGAAAUUGUCUCAGUACUGGGGAAUAAAAUGGUUUUUCCCUGCAUUGCUGGAGCCUGCUGGUCAUACGACUGUAACUUAUGACAAAUUUUAUUAAAUGUUUGUAACUUUCA